Molecule: messenger RNA, 5030 nt
Organism: Alosa sapidissima (American shad)
Lineage: Eukaryota; Metazoa; Chordata; Actinopteri; Clupeiformes; Clupeidae
Product: transcription intermediary factor 1-alpha-like
Exons: 18
Coding region: 607-3603 (998 amino acids)
Molecular function (GO): protein binding; zinc ion binding
Source: RefSeq, a predicted model, not a curated record
CUAUUCUCAACGUUAAUGCUACUCGAGCUUGAGAUUUUAUCGGCCAGGAUUCGCAGUUGGGUAGGCUAUUCAUUUAUAUAUAAUAAAUAUAUAAUUUGUGACUUGGUUAUUGAUUCACACAUAGCCUAUUAAAUUAACAUUGCGCCUACAAUGCUUCCAUAUAGCGGGCAUCAAUCUUGUCCAUCCCACCUCACCAGCGCAUCAGUCUCCUCCCAUUUCUUUGACACGGCUAUUACGCGUUGUUUAUUUAGCCAGCAUCUAUCUGGGCACCUAAUUAGAAGAGGAGCAUAUACAAAAUUGGACAUCUCUUCCUGUUAUUAACGAGCAUGCUUUCCGUCAGUGUUCAGUCAUUUAAAUUGGUAAAGUAGGAUAGGCUACCAUAGACCGCUGAAGAACAUGAGGACAUAGCCUAUCAGCAUCGAGGAGGACAGCUGAAGAAAUUGCAUGAUGCUAAUCUAUACUACCCUUAAAAUAUUCAGAUGCUGCAUGUCUGGGAUGGUCCAUGAUGGUCCAAGUAACAGCCUGCAAAUUCUCUCCCUGAAAUGGACAGUAAAUUCAUCGUUUACUCUCUUUGGAUCAGCCAGUGAUCGCUAUUCUUUGUGAGCAAUGCACGAAAGCUUCGAGAGAAAGGAAACUGUGGAUGUUGCCUUAAUGGAGAAUGAGGCGGAGGGCGUAUCAGUCAGGAAGGAAACUGGCAAGUUGCUAUGCACCUUGAGCUAUCUAGAAAUCUGUGCAGAAUGCAAGCAGCCUUUUCACAACCGCGAGGCUAUGCUGUUGCCAUGUCUGCAUUCAUUAUGCAAGGCAUGUGUGCCGUUGCCCUGGCGGAGUUUGGUGACCUCCGAUCAACGAGGAGCUUCUCCAGCCAACGAAGGGUCCAAACCACUGAAUGUGAUCCGCUGUCCAGUGUGUCGACAAGAGUGCAUGGAUGUGGAUGUGAUGGAGAACUUCUUUGUGAGGGACUGUGUAGAGAUGCCCAGUUCCACGGUGGAUAAGCCUUCUCAGCUGUGUCUAAGUUGUGAUGACAACACGGUGGCCUCUGGCUUCUGCGAGGAGUGUGUGGAGUUUCUGUGUGUCACCUGCAUUGAUGCCCACCAGAGGGUGAAGUUCACCAAGGACCAUCACAUCCGACAGCAGGAGGAGCUAUCACAGAGAUGGGGGGGUUCCACACCAAAGCCAGUGUUCUGUGAUGUUCAUAAACAAGAGCCCCUCAAAUUGUUUUGUGAGACAUGUGAUCGUCCAACAUGCAGAGACUGCCAGCUGCUGAAGCACAAAGACCACAAUUAUCAGUUUUUAGAAGACGCCUAUAGUAACCACAGAAGGAACAUGGAGGAUAUGGUUUUUCAGCUACAAGAGAAAAGAAAAUGCAUUGAGGAAGUUUCCAACUUAAUAAAUAAUGGGCUUGCUCAGGCUGAUGAAAACUACACAACAGUUCACAAUGAGAUCAAAAGUUCAAUGUGCAGUUUGAUUUUAGAGAUUAAUAAAAAAGGGAAAAUGCUGUUAAACCAGCUGGAGAGUCUUACUAAAGAUCACCGUAACAGUCUUAAAAAACAACAGCAGGAUGUUAGUUCCUUAUCCAGGCACUUGGAUCAUGUGAUCACCUUUACUAAAUGGGCCACUGGAAGCAAUGGUGGCACUGCUCUCCUCCAGUGCAAACGCCUGAUUCUUUUCCAGAUUAGGAACCUGCUAAGGACCAAAUGCAGCACGACAUUUGUGCCACAGAGCAUUGUCCACUUCCAGGGCAAGUCAGGAUACUGGGCCUCCAAUGUUGAACUCGGCUCUUUAGUGGUGGAAAACAUCCCAGGUCUUCAGCUGAAUGGCUUCCAGGGCCUCUGCCCCGCGACCCACCCCGGGCAGGGCUCUCCCGCCAGCCUGCCCCCGGGGCCCUCCCAGCAGCCCCAGACGUGGCACAGCACGCUGGCUCAGCUUCAGAUGCAGGUGGAGAGGCUGGCACCACAGCAGCCGUCACCAGCAGCUCCCCCUCCCCACUGGGCGUGGUGCCAGAGUGUGCCCCUCCCUCGGCCGCCGUCCACCCGCCCCCAGAGAGGCUUCGAGGGGCCGCAGGGCUUCCAUCCCUUGGCUCAUCAGGGCCGGGGGUUUAUGCUACCCCAGCACCACCAGUUUCGCCCCAGCAGUGCUAUGACAAGCCCUGGAUCGCCAAAUCAGAAUUUAAGGGGAGUUGUGAUGAGCCCUGGCUGUUCACCCAGACACAUGGACGUUAUCCAGACUCGGAGCACACUCCUGUACUCCCACUGUCCACCUCUGGCUAGCCAUGACCAACUGAGCUCUCCGUUCCCCCUACACCAGAGGAAUGACAUGAGUUUCUCCUCCCCCUUGCCAAGACCCACCCUUCCACAAACAACCUUCAUUCCAGGAAGUGGUGCUCCACCAAGCUAUCAACAUCAUUGCAAAUCUCCUCAUGCACAGCCUGAUAGAGAAACUAAGGUGUCUGUGGGGCCAUGCAGCUCAGUAGCGAAACGCCGCAGGCGGUCAUCUCCGGGCCCCGUCAUCAUCAUUAAAGAUGAGCCUGAAGAGCUGGACGACAUGAGAUAUAUGCAGCGCACCCUGAGACCCAGUCUUCCCGACAGCACAGGGGAUCAAGGCCAGACUCCACAAGAUGUGCACAGAGACGGUUCUCACCACAACACGGGGGUCCAAACUGUGGUUUCACAACACAGAGCGCCAGACUGGCCACUAGUUGUUCAGCACGGGACUAAAGCGGAAACCUCGCAGGUUCCACAACAGGGUAUGACUGACCAGUCCAGUGUUUCCUUACAGAACUCAGAAAAACAGACUUUGACCUCUCAGCAGGGUCCUGAAGGUCAGUCCUCUCGACACGCUGAUGCAGAGCAAACCCAGGCCACAGAGUCCAGCUCAGGACCACUGCCUUCCUCUGAUGCUUCCUCUAAUGACUCCACGCAAAGCCCUCUCCAGAGCGCUGAGGCCCAGUCCAAAGGUCACGGCCAGAGAGCCAGCACCCCACCGGCCCCUUCAGGGAAGCAUGAGGCUGUGCAGACACCAGAAUCAACAGAGGACAGAGGAACAGAGGACUGGUGCAGUGUGUGCCAGACAGGGGGAGAGCUGUUGUGUUGUGACAAGUGCUCUAAAGUGUACCACAGCUCCUGUCACAUCCCCGAGCUCCUCAAAGCCCCUCGUGGUCAAUGGUUUUGCUCACUUUGUCGAGACAUCUACAAACCUGAGAUGGCGUACGACAGUGAAAUUCUUACGGAGACCACAACGGAGACUGAGACCACUGCCAUGAUGGAGCCUGUGGAUAGAAGGAAAUGUCAAAGGCUUCUACUACUGAUAUAUUGCAGUGAAUUAAGUGCAGAAUUCAGGAGGUCAUUGCCCCUCACAUUUGAACACCAACAAUGUGACACAGAUAAACCUCCAGUGCAGCUCUCCGUGGUGAAAAGCAAGCUCGAGUCACAGCAAAGUUCAUGCUACUGCAAGCCAGCUGAGUUUGUCUCUGAUGUGAGAAUCGUCUUUAGAAACUCUUUCAACUUUUAUGAGACAGACUCAAAUGUUAAGGUUGCAGCAGCAAACCUGGAGAAGUUAUUUGAGGAACAGCUGAAGAGUAUGUUUCUUGAAAUCACAUUUCUUUAAGUCUGGUAUGGGGUGAGGAAUUUAUAGCUCAGACCACUUUUUCAAUGGUGACAACUACUAAAGCAUUUCAAAGAGUGCAGACAAAAGUUCUGACUCUUCACAAUACAAUGAGUACUGUGACUUGAGCCAGGAGGGCAGUUAAUGCCAAAGGCCUCAAAUCAAACCCAUGGCUCACCAGCGCGGUCAUGAACACAACACGACAUUUAGAAAUGAAUGACGCAGACAUGUGUCAGCAGUGGGGACAUUCAGAUGGUUUAUUUACAAUGUUGUGCUUGUUGUCAUGCCAGAGCCACAAAACACACAACUUUAAGCAAGCUUCAGAAGAACAGAGAAAUGACUUCUGUGACUUUGGGGCAGUGUGUUGGGCUUCUGUUCUAAUCUUGAGGACGUUCCAAAACAUGAGGGAUUAAAGGGUUUAAAGUAAAGAGGAACCCAUGCCAAGUUAGCUUGACAUAGAGACACAGCUGCCCUGGUACCCUUCCAAAUCUACUCCGACAGACUAGAGCUGAAUUCCAGUCAAUAGAUGUUAGAUGUCUGUAUGACGAAAACACAGAUAAAUCUUUCAAUAAUUUGUAUCAGAUGAAAGUUUAUUUACAAAAGCAUCCAUUUUGAUAAGUAGUUAUAAUUUGCCUUCUUGUAAUGUGACUGAUUGGCAGGCGUAUUGUACUGUGAAGCAGGGUAUGAGAAUAUCUCCUUCAUAGGAGUGUACAAAUCUUUACUUUUUAAUAUGGUUUUAUAGCGUUUGAAACAACCCAGACUACAGACAACACUCAAUUGAAUUGCCUUGUUAACAAACACAGAACCUUUCCAGAAUCUUCUGAUAUCUUGGGAUUUGCCCUUUUCUCUUGGACAUACAGAAUAAUAAUCUAAUGGCAGCCCUUAACAAGACAAGCAGCAAAUCGGUAAUGUACGUUUUCAGAUGUUUACAUGAGGCAUGGAUAUGGGCUUUCCAGUUAAAAUACAGUAAAGUUGUAAUCAGUGUUUUUAGGAUAACACACAUCUGCACCUAAUGCAAACCAAACAGAUGUAUAACCAACAGGGUGUUUUCCACAGAUGUAGCAGUGGCAGUAAAAGUCUUCAUUUUUUAGAAUAUGAAUUGGAAAGCAGCCUACUGAUAUUUCUGUCAAAUGGUGCAAUCAGGGUUCAGCAUAGUUAUGGAUUUUAAAAUCCAUUGAAAUUUUGUUUACAUAGUUGGAUUUGUUAUUAUUUAUCUCUUAAUGAAUGUGUAUAAUGUUUUUGCCCUUAUAAUUGGGUGCCUCAUUUUGUAGGUUACCGUCAUCAGCAUGAAAUGUGAUGGUGAUUAUGAAAAUACAUGUGAAUGCAUAUAUGGUCUAUUUAAAUGUAUGUUCAAACGCUUAAAUAUGUCAAAUUGUUUAUAGUAAAUAAAGACAAAAGUGUUACAUACAUUUUGUGUAUUCAGUGAUAAA